This is a messenger RNA of Toxotes jaculatrix (banded archerfish), 3237 nucleotides long. Its product is annotated as casein kinase I-like. The transcript is spliced from 12 exons. Gene Ontology annotation, molecular function: protein serine/threonine kinase activity; ATP binding. Gene Ontology annotation, biological process: peptidyl-serine phosphorylation; signal transduction; endocytosis. The record is from RefSeq and is a predicted model, not a curated record. The coding region runs from base 1091 to 2404 and encodes 437 amino acids. Gene Ontology annotation, cellular component: cytoplasm; nucleus; plasma membrane. Lineage: Eukaryota; Metazoa; Chordata; Actinopteri; Toxotidae.
UCAGCUGGUUAGCUAAACAUCCAGAGAAAAAGAGAUGAGCAGGAAAACGAGACGAAGAAAACGAGAACAUUUUUUUUCAGUCAGGAAAAUAGCGACAGAAAGAAAAUCUGUUUAGUCUCAUUUCUGCAAUCUUAUUUCCUGGUUAUUGUGGUGCUAUUGGAUGUACACAAAGCUGUUUCUACACAAUUAAGGUGCUACAUUAAAACCUCAGCACACAGCAUUCCUCACACCCUGGGGGGGGGGGCAACGCUUCACCUGCUGCUCCAUAGGACCAAGCAGUUAUGUGACAGCUUUAUCAGCGUCUGUGUGACAUUGGAUGAGUACAGAGGUGUAGUCACCGUAGACCUAUGGCAAUAAAUCACACAACUGAAGCUUUUGGUCAGAGCUGAAUAUCAGAUGUAAACAAAAAUAAAAAGAGGAACCUCUGAAGUUCCCCAGUUUUUUUUUUUUUUAAAUCAACUUUCCUGCUGUCAAAGUCUGCGCUGGGAGUGGGUGGAUGAGUGUUUGCGCUGUGAACAGCUUCUUGUCAUGGUGGCCUGGUAUGUCUGAGCCUGAAGCUACUGUAGCUUCUCAGUUUCAUAGAGAAUGUUAGCAUAUGGCUAAGUCCGUAUGGUGACAGCUGAGGCCAUUAUCCUUCUCCCCUUGAUUGCCAUCUCUGGCCCCUACAAGGGGGUAUAAACUUGUUGGUAGUGGGACCCCCUAACCUUACCAUCUCUCUUUCAUUCAAUCAUCCAUCCACCCACUCAGCAACCACCAGCUUUUGCUUUUGCUCCAUCUUUUCCUUCUCAUUAACCCUCAUCACUUAUGUGUAGUACUAAGCACACAUUGGCUCAGCCUAGCUAAGCUUUCGUCCUUUACGAGAUCCUCCUCUGUCCUUUGAAAUCAUCGCACAUCUGUCCCCUUUCAGCUUAAAUAGCCACAGCCCAGUCCCUUCUGUUUUUCAAGUCAAACCCCAACCCCAGUGCAACUCAAAGGCCCAGCGUGGACUGCUCUAAAACCUGAUAGCCAAGCCGCUAGGCAGUUGUUUUGGUGGUUGUUUUGGUUGCAUGGAAUCGGCUUAACCGUGGAGAGGCCAGGCUACCACAAACUGAUGGACUUUGACAAGCGAGGAGUGGGGGGAGGGGGAGGUGGUGGAGGAGGAGGAGGUGGAGGUGGUGGCGGCGGUGGCGGUGGUGGAGGAGGGAAGGGGGAGACAGAGGAGGGGAAGAGGAUGUCUGGGAAGACAGGGAGUCGAUCAGGGCACAGUGGCCGGGGUGCUGGCUCCAACUCCGGGGUUCUGAUGGUCGGACCAAACUUCCGGGUAGGAAAGAAGAUCGGCUGUGGGAACUUUGGAGAGCUGCGACUUGGAAAGAACCUGUACACCAAUGAAUAUGUGGCCAUUAAACUGGAGCCGAUCAAGUCGCGGGCGCCACAGCUCCACCUAGAAUAUCGCUUCUACAAACAGCUGGGCAGUUCAGAGGGUGUACCCCAGGUGUUUUACUUUGGACCUUGUGGGAAAUAUAAUGCUAUGGUUCUGGAGCUACUGGGACCCAGCUUAGAAGAUCUGUUUGACCUCUGCGACAGGACCUUCUCUCUAAAGACUGUACUCAUGAUAGCCAUACAACUGAUAACCCGCAUGGAGUUUGUCCACACCAGAAGCCUGAUCUAUCGAGACGUGAAGCCCGAGAACUUCCUGGUGGGCCGACCUGGCUCCAAACGGCAGCACACCAUCCACAUCAUAGACUUUGGCCUGGCAAAAGAAUACAUAGACCCAGAGACCAAAAAACACAUCCCAUACAGAGAACACAAGAGCCUCACUGGAACCGCUCGAUACAUGAGCAUCAACACACACCUGGGGAAAGAGCAAAGCAGGCGGGAUGACCUGGAGGCUCUAGGCCACAUGUUCAUGUACUUCCUACGAGGCAGUCUACCCUGGCAGGGACUGAAGGCUGACACUCUGAAAGAACGUUAUCAGAAGAUAGGAGACACAAAGAGAGACACACCAAUAGAGGUCCUUUGUGAGAGCUUCCCAGAAGAGAUGGCCACCUACCUGCGGUACGUGCGUCGUCUGGACUUCUUUGAGAAGCCGGACUACGACUAUCUGCGGAAACUCUUCACGGACCUGUUUGACAGAAACGGAUACAUCUUUGACUACCAGUACGACUGGACUGGAAAGCCACUGCCCACUCCUAUUGGUCCAGUGGCCAGUGAGACUCCCCUUCAGACGAGCAACCGAGAGAAAGCACCGCAGACCAAAAACCAGGUGAUGAGCUCAACCAAUGGGGAGCUGAAUACAGAUGACCCCACUGCAGGACACUCCAAUGCACCAAUCACAGCCAACGCGGAGGUGGAAGUGGCUGAUGAUACCAAGUGCUGCUGUUUCUUCAAGAGGAGGAAGAGGAAAGCUCUCCAGAGACACAAAUGAAACUGAGACGAGAGACAACCCCCCCUCUUUUUCACUCUUUCUUUUUUCCUUCUCUUUCUGUUGUCCUCUUCAUAUAACCCUGUCUUUCCUCCCUCAUCUGUCCCUCCUCCUCCUCUGCUGUUCGAGGUCCUGUAGUCUACCUUGGGCUGGCUAGACUGGAUCACCAGGCAACACAAUAUGUCUGCGAAGCUGAUCUACUGGUUUUUACUGCUCCGAACUGAGCAGACAGACAGAGAGACAGACAGUGACGUGAGUUUGCUGUUCCAGCCCCGGAGCUUUAAAUGUGGACUGAGCUGCACCAGUGGUGGGACUCUUCAUGUAUUUAUGGUCACAAACUUAACUAAAACUGGAUCCACACAAACUGCUGUGACCACAGAUGAGCUAUUCAGAGACUGUGAAAGCUGAUUGGCUGACAGACUGGCUACUUCUCUGUUUGUUUUUUCUUCCUUACUGACUGGUUCAGAGGAGAGAGCCUGUAUUUCUGAGGAGAUACAGAAGAGAGGACAACAAAAGGAUGAGAUGCAUCAGACUGUCAGACCACAAAUACAUACAACACACACAUAAAAACACACUGCACAUUGUCUCAUGGCUCAUCAUAAAGAGACUUCAUAGACAAAAAGUUGCAGCUCUGGUAUAUAGUUGAUAAAGUUUUUAUUCCCUGGGGUCAAAAGAAGUACACAGUGAGUGGCUUGGUCUAUUUCCUGCAGUGGAUCGGGCUCAGUGUACUUGUCAGACACAUCACCCUCAGAGGAAAACCUCACAACCACCAGAAUCAAACGUUUAAAAGAGAUGUUUAUGUAAAAACUAUGCUUUUUUUUUUCUUGUUUUAAUUU